Dendrobium catenatum is the source of this 2508-nucleotide messenger RNA. RefSeq lists its product as uncharacterized. The transcript is spliced from 10 exons. The record is from RefSeq and is a predicted model, not a curated record. Lineage: Eukaryota; Viridiplantae; Streptophyta; Magnoliopsida; Asparagales; Orchidaceae. The coding region runs from base 1 to 2508 and encodes 835 amino acids.
AUGACGAUAGUUCGUAUUAGUGCCAUUGUAGCAACCUCAAGGAAAAACGGCAGAAGACAUUACCGUGGAGAGAGUUGCGAUCAGCAGCAACUGUUUCGGCUUCAGAAGGUGGAAAAUGUGAGACGUCCGACAAAAGGCUCCAACAAAAGGAAAUAUGAGAUACUUAGCAGCAACGGGUAUUUCGGCGGGAAGAGAUACUUCCGUCAAUCCGUCACUGGUAUUGGGCGGGAGGUCUCCUUUAGGUGUUCUACCUCCGAUCGGCUCCGCUCCGGCACUUUGUCGCAGGUGAGAGACAUCAGUGUGCAAGCUAACGUCGCUUGGCAACUGAAUGAACUGAGGGAGGACUUCAUCCGCCUCUCCAUGGAGCUCCGUAACGACAUCCAGUAUCUCAAAACUUCCAUCGAAAAUGUUCCCACACCAGCUGCGAGAGAACUCUCUGAUUCGGGUGAAGAUAUUAACUAUCAAAUACAAGACGAUUUCUCAUACUCAGAAGAUGAAGGUUAUCAUCGGCACCACAAUCGCCAUAGGCCUUGUGAAUUUUGGCAGGGCGGACAAGCGGAAUUCCGGGUUAAGUACGUCGCUUGCCGUCUAAAGGGUGGUGCAAGUGCGUGGUGGCUACAGCUAUUACAAAGCUGUCGGAGGGAGGGCAAGGGACCAAUUCGUAAUUGGUUUCGCAUGAAACAACUACUCCAUGGACACUUCCUCCCUAUUGAUUAUGAACAAAUGCUAUACAUGCAAUACCAGCAUUACUCGCAAGGUUCCCGCUCGGAGUCCAAAAAUCAGCUUGUUGCGAGGUAUAUUGGUGGAUUGGGGGAUGUGAUACAAGAUAAGCUUGAGCUAAAUUCGGUCUGGACCCUCUCUCAGGCAGUAAAUUUUGCGUUGAAAGCUGAAACACAGCUUGUCCGUCAUUCUCGCAGCCAUUCUGUCUGCCGGUCAUAUGUGGAACAGAACACUGACUUCAACCAGAGCAAUGUGGCUACUCCCAAGCCACCACGAGGGGCCAAACCGCCUACUGCGUCUCUUCCUAAUUCCGAGUCAAAUGUCACGACCGAACCUAAAGGACAAGGCAAAGCACCUGUUCCAGCCAGAGAGAAUCCAUAUAGCAUACCCAGUAGUUUGAAAUGUUUUCGCUAUUUUCAACCUGGACACAAAUCCAACGAGUGUCCAAAUCGACAGCGUAUUCAAAUCCUAGAGGGUGACAUUCAUAAUGUCGAAAGCGAGCAGACUUUUACGGAGCAAGAACCUGAGGGAAGUAUUGAAGACGUUCAUGGUGAUGACGGCGAACCCCUCGUGUGUGUCCUACAUAAAUUACUAUUGGCACCUAGAAAUCCUAAUGCUUCUCAACGCAAUGCCCUAUUCCAUACACGAUGUACCAUUCAAGGCAAAGUCUGUGAUUUGUUAAUUGAUAGUGGUUGCACUGAGAAUGUAAUAUCCCAUUCGAUUGUUCAGGCAUUGCAAUUGAAGACUACCCGCAAUCCUCAGCCUUAUAAAAUCAGUUGGAUCAAAAAGGCGAUGGAUGUGAUGGUGUCUAAUAUGUGCCAAGUUAACUUCUUUAUUGGGAAACAUUUCGUUUGCGAAGUGUUAUGCGAUGUCAUCGACAUGGACAUUUGCCAUCUUAUCUUGGGGAGACCUUGGCAAUAUGAUAUGAACGCCAUUUAUGAAUGCCGACAAAACAUCUACACAUUGGAAUGGAAGAGACGAAAGCUCAGCUACAAAGAGUCUGCUCCUGCUUUUUAUACACUGGAGGUACAAGAGUUGUUGAACAAUUUCAGCGACAUUCUUCCAAAUGAGCUACCAUCGAGAAUGCCUCCCAUACGCUCCGUACAACACAAAAUAUACUUGGUCCCAGGAGCCACAUUGCCGAACCUACCGCUUUACCGAAUGAAUCCGAAGGAGUGCUCCAUUUUACAGAAUAUUGUAGCUGAACUGCUUGACAAACAGUUAAUUCAACACAGCCUGAGUCUGUGCGCCGUCCCUGCUUUAUUGGUUCCCAAAAAGGAUGGACAGUUGGCUGUCAUAUUUUCCAAGUUAGAUCUGCGUAGCGGUUAUCACCAGAUACAUAUACGCCUGGGGGACGAGUGGAAGACCGCCUUCAAGACGCGCGAUGGGUUAUACGAAUGGAAGGUCAUGCCUUUCAGUCUUUGCAACGCACCAUCCACGUUCAUGAGAUUGAUGCAUGAGGUGUUACAACCAUUUUUGGGUAAAACAUGUGUCACUUACUUUGAUGAUAUUAUUGUGUUUAGCACUAACCUUUCAGACCAUCUUUGCCAUUUGGCUGAAAUCAUGCAAGUUCUUCGCCACCGUGAACUAUAUCUAUACCUGGCAAAGUUUGAUCCCAGGAAAGUUGCAGCUAUUCGAGAAUGGCCCACGCCUCAAUCUCUAUUUGAUAUUCGAAGUUUCCACGGGCUAGCAAAUUUUUACAGGCGUUUCAUCAAGGGAUACAAUAUACUGGUAUCUCCGCUCAUGGACUCCUUGAAGUCCAGCAGCUUCAAGUGGACGCUCAAAUAA